AUGAAAGACACCAUCAAGACGCAGACUCCGCAUCAAUCUCAACUUAGCACAUUUGGUGCGGAUAAAAAGCGCACAGCAGACGCUGCAUUCCUACCGCACGCCAUUCCUCACCUCUCGAAUCUCAAAGAAGUCACACUCACACUCGGCCACUUCAAGUCGGUUCGAGAUUGCGAUGUCUUGGGUAGCUCUAAGAGUGUCAAAUACCUCACAAUCAUGAUCGAAGUCAUCAAAUCGGAUGACGCUAAUUUAAUAGCACGGGAACUAUGCGACCGAUAUUCAAACAUAGCACAACUGAACAUAUACCGCUACGAGAAUGCCUACAGAGGUUUCACACCGCCGAAAAAGAAACGUUUCAUGGUGGCUCUAGAAUACGCUCUACGACACACUAACCCACUUCCACAUCUCAAGACGGUACUCUUCAAGUAUUAUGAAAGGCACAUGGAAAACACGAAGCAAUCUUGGAAAGCGUUCAAGGAGAUAAAAGACAUGAAACGCAUUGUGGAGGUUUUGGCUGGGUGCCACACCAACCACGCCUUUCAAUUCGAUGGAAGUGUGUUCGAACUACUCAAAGCAAUCAGUAGACAGUUACAAGAGGAAUACCACACGAGUAAAGAGUUCAACACACACAUAACUCCCGAUGUGUUCCACACUGCUUUGCUAAGUGUCAUAUCUAAUUACAGACCAAAUCACGAACCUAAUUUGAGAGUUAUGCUGGAGGCUACUAGCGAAAUAGAUGAACUAAAUGACUUCGAUCUUGUUCUUGAAGAAAUUUUCUUCACUGCGAUCGGUACGGCACGCAUCGGAGGGUAUUUUUGA
Wallemia ichthyophaga EXF-994 is the source of this 816-nucleotide messenger RNA. RefSeq lists its product as uncharacterized. Bases 1 to 816 code for a protein of 271 amino acids. The record is from RefSeq and is a predicted model, not a curated record. The transcript is spliced from 3 exons. Lineage: Eukaryota; Fungi; Basidiomycota; Wallemiomycetes; Wallemiales; Wallemiaceae.